GUUUAUAUGCUGUCAAUCUCCAACUCAAAGAGGGAGAGGUCAAUGUUGCUAGCAUAGCGGGCUGCAUACAAAAUCUGGAAGUCAGUAAAGUUACCUUUUAAUCUCAACCACAGUCUGAUUUCCUCAAGGUAACACCGAAACGACGCCAUGAGUUCUUCCUCCUCUACGGUAAGCAGCGAAUUAUCGAGCUUUACUUCUUGUUUAUUAGCCUCGCCAUCGGUUUCAUUCAGCUAAUAGCCUUUAAGCUAACGUUGUUUGUUGACACAGUCCUCCAGUACUGAAGCUAGAACAAAACACACUCAGCGUUAGCUCUAUUCCAACACCUAAUCUGUUCUUAGGCUUUAAUUUGCUUACAUUAUAGUAGAUUAAUCCUGUUUGGGGAACGCCACCUGUGACAAACUUUGUAGACUAACACUGAUUUAGAUUUGGAGAGUUGAAAGGAAAAUAAUCAGGGUAUAUAAAACGAAAGUAGUAUACUGGUAUAUGAUUGGAAGAGAGAUGAAAUGUAUUUUAGUGAUCAUAGCUAAAUAUUGGCACCAGAUCCCAUAUUAAGCAGUUAAUAAACCAUUAUCAGCAUGUUGACACACUGUACAGAGUAAUAUGGACACUGCUGUGAUCAUCCUCAUUAAACAAUAUUUUGUAACUCAGUAAUAUAACAACAAAUACUUGCCAAUCCAUGACAUGAAUAUCAAAUGUAAAUUGUUUAUAUAAGUAAAUGUUCACGCUAGUUACUUGUUUAAAGGAAGGAUAAGGACAACAAAACACUAGAAAGGUUGUGUGAUACAAAAGAGAAAGAAAAAGCAAACAGCUAUAAAAAUCCUUCAAUUAAUGACUAAUGACUGUUAACAUGACUCGGUAAAAAAAGGCCACUUACAGAAAUGCUGAGUCUCCCAGAAGUACAGAUUCACAUCUCUGUUGAAGACAAAGAUAUGGUUCAACUAUUUCAGGAUUAUGUUCUUCAGUGUAAAAUUGAUUUACAUUUUGGGAUUUCAUCAUCCACAGAACAUAAUAUUGAUUAAAAAAUGCAGAAAUUCCAGUGAAAUCCCUGAAAGGCUGAAAACUAGAACUGCAGGGCUGUGAUCAUUUGGCCCUCGAGUUGCACUGCAUUAAAAAUAGACAUAACUCUGUAGUGGAAGUCACUGCAUCGGCUCAGAAUCACUUCCUCAAACCACUGUCUGCAAUCAAAGCAUGUGACUGUAUCUACAAAUGCAGGUUGAAAAUGUACCAUGGAAAAAAGGAAGUGUAUGUGAUAUCUAUAAAGAUGGACUGAAGCAAAGUGGGAACCUUCUCUGCAGUCUGAGAAGAUUUGAUAUUCUAUUUUAAAAUCAUGGACGCUGUGUCUUAUCUUCUGAAGAGGAAACAGACUACCUGAUUUGUGAGCACAGUUCCAAAUCCAGCAUCAGUGACAGUAUGGGGACUUGUAAAUACACAUGGUAUGAAUAAUAUAUACAGGUAUACAUGUAUUCUUUUUGAGACCUGUUGCUAGCAUCAAAUUUAGAGUGAGCAUAAAGAUUUGAUAAAAUAAAAUUCUUCAGUUUUGCUAUUUGAUAUGUUGUUCUUUGUCCUGUUUUUAACCAAAUAUAGGGUUGAAAUGAUUUACAACUGUCAAAGUCUGCUGUUGUUUUUGGAAAUAGGGCUCUAUAAUUGUAACAUAUAAGGCAAUUUUAGCUCAAGUGCACUGUAUUUCAGAUGUGAAUUAAACAGGAUUGUCCUUGGAUUUUAAAAAUGAAAACAAGCUUGUUCAUUUUUCCAUUUAUAAUGUCAGAUAGUGAUAGUGACAAUUCCACAAACAGCAAAUAACAUACAUUUUUAAUUUGCUUGUUCAUCAGACCAUUGGGGAGUUAUUCCUCACCCUCAGUGAGAUGGGAUUCACCGAGGAACAGAUCCAGGCAGCCAUGCAGGCAGGGCAUUUUUCUGUGACUGAUGCAGCUGAGUGGUGAGUUGUCUCUAUCUUAUUCUCAAGUGUUAAAUAGAUUUUUAAAAAUUACUUCCAGUUUCUAAAAAAGCUGCUUCCUUCUGUGAACUCCAUCUGUGUUCCUUUCUCUUUUGUUAAUAGGCUUUUGCAGGGUCAGUACCCGCGACACAGGUUGGUCAAGCAGUCAUCACAGCCGGCCGACACAGCGAUCUCUGCUUUCAAUCCACCCAAAGAGGCAGCGAGCACUUCAGACAGCAGAGGUUAGCACAAAGACGUCUUUACCUGACAUUAAAGUUAUUUCUUGCAAAUAGUCUGUUAAGGUGCAAAUAAGGUCUUCUGUUAAGUACUUUUGAAUUUUACUUUGACAGCAUCCCCAUCACUGGUGCUGAGACCAUCACAGUCAUGCAACCUGUCCCCUGAACCGCUUCCUGUUGAGUCACGUAUCAAACAGGACAAGAGUGACUUUGAAGAGCAGCAGAGACAACGCAUAGCUCAGGAGGCCAGAGCAGAGAGGAGGCAGAAGAAACAGGUGAGCAGAGCUGCACAAGAAGCUGCAGCCGGAGGGCAAAUUACAUCUGUGACAUUGUUUUCAAUCGCAGAACAUCGUAUGGUGUUUUGUUUCUCUAUCAGGAGCGUGAGUUGGUGUUAAAGCGGAUUGCAGAGGAUCGGAAGAGCCUGCAGCAGAAGAUCCAGACCAGCGCCGCCACAGAGACGUCUCCCCCCAGUGGUCAAGGGCAGAAGCUUGGAGGAAAAGUGCAGACAAAUGUUGACAACAACUGUGUCCUCAUGGUAAAGAUCGCAUUUAUUCUGUGGCUUGUUUUCAGUCAUGUUACAAAAGUGCAUUUGUUCAAAUCUUCUGUUUUCAUCUGUAGAUCCGGCUGCCAUCCGGUGAGUCCAUGCGUGAACGCUUCCCAGCCGAUGCUCCUUUACGCAGCGUCGUGGAGCACAUCACCGGACGUCACCCCUCCCUCCCCUCCUUUUCUCUCCUCCAGGGUUUCCCUCGGAAACGCUUCGGGGAGGCAGAGCUCGCAUGUUCACUUCGCUCGCUCGGUCUCACACCAAACGCUGCACUUUGUAUUCAGACCACUCCCCCAGAGACACCUCAGGAUGCGCAGAGCCCGGCAGCUCCUGCACAACCAGUGGAACAGAACGAGCCAGCUCUGUGUGUUGUACCUCCUCAGCCACAAAUCCCCGUCCUGGAGGGGGCGGGAGGGCGGGAUUUUGUUCCUCCUCCUCCACUACCUAAUCAGUUGUGGGAGGAGGCGGUGAAUUAUGCAGGAAUACCAGGAGCAGGUCCAUCUCUGUCUGGGCCAUCUCACUUCUGGGGUGAGUACAGCACCAUUUCCAAAAAGGCGAGGACACUGUAAAACGUUUAGAAAAGCAGAAUUUAAAGGAUAAUGGUGCAAAGUCAAAUAAUAAAAGUGAAAAAUAAAACAGUGUGUGAAAGUGAGGUGACCAGAUUUCAGCCCUCAACAGUUUGGACUCACUUUUUGUCAUAUAUUCCAUUUCAUGUUGCACCCAGUGAUUUCAGUGGGUGACAAGUCAUGCCAUUUAAGCCCUCAGACUCUUCAUUAUGAAACCAUGCUGUGAUACAGCAUUACAUGAAAAAUGUGGUCUUGUCUGGCUGAAAUGUGGGUUGUCUUUACCAAAAUUCUUGGGAGUCAGGCCCUUUGGAGCGUCUCUGGUGCCCUUCUCACACCCACUCAUGUUGUUGCAGCAUUACACAACUUUUCCAGUGUUUUGUUGUCCUCUGUCUGACUCUCUUGAAAUGUGUCACCGGCUUAGAAUUGGCACCUUUUUUUUUUCCACAAAACACUAAAAACAUUUAGUUUCAAUAUGUUGUCUUUGCACUAUUUAAACAGCCUCCAAACUUUUAAAAGUUAGUGUUUUGUUGAAUGUUUUACAUCUAUUUUAUGGUUUGGGUGCUUUAAAAGUGAUGCAAAUUAUUUAGUUUUGUCUCGUGGAGUCUUCUUGCUCUGAUUCCUAAAUUAAGAAUUUCAAGUUUUUUUAAAAACUAUUUCCUGAAAGGCGCUGAACUUGAACUUAGACAGCUUUAAAAAUCUUUUAAACAGGACGAGGUCAGAGAUUGGUUCCUGGAGAAGCUGAGGACCCUGCUGGAAUAGAAGUUGAUGAAGAACAGGAAGAGGAGGAAGAUCCACCGUACAUGCUUAACGGUACGGCUCAGGGUCGAUGCGAAUACUUCAUCCCUUCUAUGACCUGUUUUUUCCCGCCUCCACGUGUCUCUGGUUUCUGUGGUACUUUUUGUUCUCCCCUCAGACACGGAUGAAUCAGCCUCUCUCUUUCAGACACUGGAGUAACUUUCUUUCAGUUUCAUACUUACAUGUUGCAUAAUCUUGUGGUGCGCAGAUCAUUGGACUGACUGCCCCAGUAAUGAGAGUCGUAUGUUAGAAAGAUUAGGAUUAGGAAAUAUGUGGGUGAAUGCCCUUUUCUGACAAACAUAUUGCACACAGGGUCAGAACUGCUGAUCCAGACCGACAGGAGCUGAGUUUUCUAUGUGUGUACAGCCACGCAGCAAAUCAUAUGCAGCCUUUCAGAAGCAUGUGGUCUAGAUAUAGUAACCCAACCACCAGAGCAGAGGGUAGAAGGAGCUGAAUCACAGUCUGAGUUAGAGAGACCCAGAGGCAAUGAUGCUGAUAAGAGGUGUGGGAUUGACUUUUUUUCCUUCUGUUGAAGAUUUUUCAGGACUAGACAGAUUGUUAUUUUUUUGUGACGUCUGUAACUCCUGACGGUGGAUGACAUUUGUGGAUUUUGUAAUCUUUGCAGGAAUGCCAAGGUUGCCUUUCUUUCCAGAGAACCGGUUUCGUGGAGAGUUUGAGCCCCGGCACCACUGGCCAGAGCAGGGCAAUCGACUCAGGUACGUGUCUGAACGGAGUGGCCCUUAUCAGAUCUAAUACCUGUUAUGCCUGCAUGUUAAUCCAACUCACUGUAAGGGUUUUAAAGCAAGUUAAAAUGAAUGAUUUUGAAGGCAGCUGCUGACUAAAUGACUGUGAUUUUAAGCAGUUUUAUUUAUACAAACUGUAUAUAAAAAAAAGAUAUAAAUUUACUUUAGCAGCACAGAGAUUUGAUUUGAUUUGAAAAUCUUUAAUGUCCCCGAAGAGCAAUUUAGUUUGCAACAGGAGUGACAACAUACAUCACUCACAUAACAACAACACAAUAAAUCUAACAAAACACUAAUCACAGUUUAACAGGUGCAUUGUUCCCAACCAGCCCGCCUACAGGUUAUUUAAAGGCCUAACAGCAGAUGGGACAAAUGAUCUAAGAUACCUAUUUGUUACAAACUGUACGUCUUUGUUUCAGGGAGGCUCCAGAGGAGGACCCAGCAGAGCCUGAAGAUGCAGGGGGUCGGGUGGCUCCUGGAGCCGCAGGUCUGGCUGCAGUGGAGCGUCUUCAGCGAGCUGCUCAGCAAGAAGACCCCCGUGUCUCCCAGGGACAACCGUCCCCUCCUAAAAGACCGUUCAGGACCCUCAGUGUGCCGUCCUUAUGUGCCUUAGCCACCCGCGCCACUGUCCACCUCAUGACUGGUAAAAAAAAAAAAGACAGGAAAGAAUAAUCAGUCAGACUUGAUGAUUUAUCAGGAAAUGUGUCUCAUCGCUUUGUUUACUCACUGUCAUCUGUCAGCUCCCAGCAUGCAGUACAGCAGCAGUCUGGCAGGUCUCACUCCGGAGCUUGCAGAGCUUCUGCUCAACCACAUGUCCCGCGAGAGGCUCCUACGUCCACGCACCCUGGAGCUCUUCUUCGGCUGCCCGUUGCAGAAGUUUGUCCUAAACUGCUACCCUUAUUCCACCAAUGAGCUUUUGAGGCAGUUACGGGCCUUCACAGCGCUGAAGCAUCUCAGCCUGGUCAACUCACCUCUCAUUACAGGUCCAGAAUUUUUCAAAGGAUCAAAUUUUGAUGUUUUAUUUUUUUGUUAACUCUGCUGAACUUUUCAGCGGUUUCUGUGAGAAUUAAUUCAACUCUCCUAAUCUGUAAUUUUCCAGACUCGGGGCUCUCAAUCCUGUCCAGCCUGGUCAAACUCCAGUACCUCAACCUGGCCUCCUGUAGCAAACUUACAGACUCCUGCCUACAGCAAAUUACAGGUUAGGCUGCUAACAAGCUGACUUGCUAACAGGGAUUAGUGCGUUAUUACAGAGAAUAAAAGGUUAUGUAAUGCCACUUUGAAGGCAUUUCCAAUUACGUGCAUGAACGCCAGGUCCUAACAUAAGCUGCUCUGCGUUGGGCACAGUCCUCGUUCUUUGUGCUGAAGGAGUUUUCACUCUAUGAUUUUUUUUCUCAUGUCUGUGUCUUUAAGGAUUAAAGAGCUUGGGUUACUUGUCCUUGGACCAGACCAAAGUGACCGAUGCAGGGAUGGUACUUUAUCUCCAGUCGGCUCCGUCCUGCCUCUCUCAGCUGAGCCUGAACCAGACGGCUGUAACAGAUGCCACAUUAGCAGUCCUUCCAACAUGUGUGCCACAGUUACGGCUCCUCAGUAUCAAGCAGACAAAGGUGGCUCAGCUCCACAAGCACACCAGAAAUGUGAACCAUGGCAUUGAUUUUCUGCGAUGCAAAGAAUUUUCCUCCUGACUUUCAUUUCUAAUGUUGUCCUCAGGUGAAGGAUGUGUCCGCUUUGGCGCAGCUGUCCAGCCUGCAGACUCUGAACCUGGAUGGAACAGGUGUGACAGAGAGCUCUCUGGAGCACCUUGCCUCUCAUCCUACCCUGACGUCUCUGAGUUUGGCGGGAAUCUCUGUGAAUGAUGGAAAUCAGGCUCUGCAGAUCAUCUCAGGUUUGUACAUUGAAAUCAAUACACUUUCUUUACACAUUUUCACUCUUCAUCCUGUCUGUAGAGUGAUUUUGCAUGAUUUGCAACUAACCCUCAUUUCAGUACUAUUGAUUCUGGCGAUAACUCAGAUACUCACAGAGGUUCCUCUUUCCCUCUCAGGUCUGAGGCUAACUCAGCUGACCCUCCCUGGACGCCACUCAGUGACAGACAGCGGUUUGUCUUUCCUCUCCAGACUGUGUCUGCUGUCAGAGCUGGACCUGACAGACUACACACAGGUCACAGACCAGGGAGUCAGCCAGCUCUCCACCAUGAGCAGGUAAACCCCAGCUUUAAGAACAGUUUCUUGUUGUCUCACUAUGACUACAGCAGGAUUAUGUUUGUUUAAAUGUUGCGUUAAAUUUGUGUAGGUUGAAGAAGCUGUCGCUCAGCAACACUCAGGUGACAGACGCUGGGCUGCCGUCUCUGCGCGGUUUGCAGGAGCUGCAGGAGCUCUGUUUGGACCGGACAGCAGUCACAAGCCGUGGAGUGGCUGAGCUCAUCAUCUGUCUUCCUCACCUUCAGGUUAAUAAAACUGGAUUUUUUUUUGGCUAAAAUAUGGGGCUCAGACAGUGGGAUGAAGCUUAUUACUUGUCAUUCAGUAUUUAUUUGCAUGACAUGUAAUGGUUUGUGAAAUAUGAAGAGGAUUCGUCACAGCACUGAUUUUUCAUGAGCCGACAUUUUGCUGUUACUUUUUAGUAUGAGUUGAGAAGAGCUGCAGAACAGCUGUUUUGAGGCUUUAUGUACAUUCCCAUAUCAGUGUAUUGGUUGAAACAGCUGUUGAGAAAAUGUACAAGUUAUAUAAUUACUUCUGUAUCUUUUUCUAUUGUAGGUGUUGGGAUUGGCCAGCACUCAGGUGGGAGACACAGUAGUGAGGAGAGGUCUGAUCCGCUGCAAUCACCUUGUGAAGCUGAAUCUGAGUCGCACACGGAUCACAGACCACGGUGAGAUCGAUCUCUUAAUCUAGGAAUUCCUAAACAUUAAAUCUACAGUGUGUAGAAUUUAGCUGUAUUCGUCACUGAGUAUUAUCACUUUCAUAUAGAUUAAAUUGAACCUUUCUAGCUAAAUAGAAGUAGUUCCCCUCCAAAUGAAACUUCUUUUUGUCAUGUUUCUACUGAAGCUCAGAGGGGACAAACAGGUAACAUGGGCAAUUCUAUCCAUAUUUAGCCAUACAAAAGGCACUAGUUGGAAGUCAAACAUGAAGAAAAGAGUGGUUGUUGUACACAAAAAAAUCUGGAGUGAUAAAAGUGUUUGAUUAUUAGAGCGUGACAAAUGAAGGUAGUAAGCAUUGGAGCAUUUAAAUCAAGAAUCCUGUAUCUGCACACACAUGUAAUAAUAAAGCAUCGACUGAAUGGUGUUAUGAAAAAUAAGAAAAACGUGACUAUUCUCUGAUGAUAGCUUGCCACCCUCAGCUGUUGGCUUUUGUUUAUGGAGCUUUUUCAUGUCGCUCUGACAGCCCACACAGCUGUCAGUGCGAUUGCCAUCACUACUGCUUCGCAUUGUUUUGUACUUAACUCACCAAACUUCUACCUCACGCACUUUAUGUUUAAACCCCACUCAUAUUAGAUAUUAUCAUACUCAUAUGCCUCACUUAAAGCCUGCUUUGGGAUCGCUUUUAAGCUCAGGGUGGUAUAACCUUUUUUUUUUCCCCUGGAUUUGUUUUUGCUCAGGUCUAAAGUUCCUGAAACACAUGCACCUGGCUCAAGUCAAUCUGGAUGGAACCGGCGUGAGCCUGGUGGGUAUCGCAAACCUCCUCUCUUUCACAAACAUCAGCAGCAUUCGGGCCAGCAACACCCGCAACAUUUCCCCCGAUGAUGUCUCAGAUGAGGAGUGGGAAGCCCAGUGAGUGCUGACAUUUCAGUUCGGUCCAGUCAUACUGUACCCGACAACACCUUGGGCCCCCCUCUGCUGCGGGCCCCUAUUAACCCCCUCCCAUGAAUCAUGCUGCUGCCAUGAUGCUUUGGCAAACAGCGUAAUCGAAAAACACUCCUAACUUGCACUGUUUCAACUGCAGCUAGUGCCACUAAUCUACCAAUCAUGCACGCUACCAAGUUGAAACCUUAAACAGGGGCCUCUUGUUAAAAAACCCAGGCUAUUUUCAAAGUUUACAUGCUCUCAUAAUCGAUCUGUAUUGCAAAAACGGCAACCUUUGUCUGAGGAGAUAUACCGACAAACUCCAGCUACAGCUUUAAAGCUUUACCUGCAGCCUUAGAGGUUGGAGCUGCCUGCGCUCCUCCAUUUAGCAGGGAGAUGUUAAAUGAAGGAAAUGUAAGUGAAAUCACAGCAUGUAUAAUCAGACUUACAAACUAAAAGAGUGCUUUGUGUAGAAUUUAAAUCAAAACCUUAACAGCAGAAUUUAAUUUCAGAGAAGUUUGGCUGAAAAUGUUUGUAAAGGAAGCAAAGACGGUCUUCCACGUGGCCUGGAUCUCAGAUCUGUCUUUGGAUCUGGAGGUGUGUUUAUGUGAUGUUGGAAAAAUUACAUCUAUAAUUUGUGGCUAAUGUAAAUCUCCAGAUGAUAGUCCAGAUUUUCAGCUCAAAUAUUUGACACUUUUUUUUCUUCUAUUAAACUGGGAGUAAACGCUCCUGCAGAUGAUGUCAGCCUUUGGGGAAAUACAGAUUUUUACCUUUAGUGCAAUUAUUAUUAGGCUAAAGACACAUCAGCUUGAUUGAUCAGCUUCACAUCCAUCAAAAUUUAAGUUCAUUUUUCCACCGCGUCACAAAGUAUUUGUGCUGUUUCUUGACUUUACUAGAGGGCACAGUUUUAGUUUUAUCCUACUGGAUAAUAGUGAUUUUUUUUUUUCUUCUUUUUUGUGAUGAGAUGUCGAUUAUAAUACACUAAUUUGUCAAAAUGAGAAAUAUUUCUCAGGGAGGUUAGUGACUAAACAUUUGCUAACAAGAAUUUGAUCGUGUAACGACAUAAUACUUCAGCGUGUUAACUGGAAAAUGUGUUGUAAUGAAGAAAGAAGUGUAACAUGCGUAAGAUUUAGUUUGAAAAGGGGAAAUUGGACAAAUUUGUAGAAGUCAUGGUUGAGUGUUACACCAUCAGUUUGACACAAACACAGCUUUACAGUUGUUUAAAUCUCAUACUGUAUGAUGCCACCUGUUUGAAUGUUAGUUUACUGUAAACCAAAAGUCACCUGAACUUAGCUGCAUCCUGGAGAUGCAUUUGAUCCAGCCUUGUAGUAACUCAGAAAACUGUACGUUCGUAUGUUAGCUUCAUUUAUGCACCAUCAGUGUUUCUGUUAGUCUGCUCAGUCAUUGUCGGAGGGGCUGAGUGAGCAGCGUGGACAGUGUAGUGUUUCGGCUAUGAUGACAUAGCCGUGUGGCUGGCAGGCCAAAAUCCAAAGCAACUUCAAGUUUUGUCCUCUUGUUUACAGAGAUGCAAAAUAGUUUAUUUUCCCUAACAGUUUUUUGGUUUUUGGCUACGAAUUCUGUAUUCUUUAAGUUUUCAAUGAAUAAUAAUAAAGUCUUGUAAAUCUAGA
Xyrichtys novacula (pearly razorfish) is the source of this 10211-nucleotide messenger RNA. Lineage: Eukaryota; Metazoa; Chordata; Actinopteri; Labriformes; Labridae. The record is from the annotation of a GenBank genome assembly.